GUGAGCCUGCGAGUGUCAGGAAGAGGGAAAGAAGAGUGAGUGACAGCACACAGAGGCCAACUUUGAAGGUAUACUUCCUCUUGCAAAAGAAGACAUUUGGAAUACUCCCUUGUUUUUAUCUUGAAUUAUCUGUAAAGAUGAGCUGCACUGCCUCACACAGUGUGACCGCCAUUCUCAGUCAAGCAGAGAUGGAGGAGGGUUCAGGUCAGAGGAGAGACAGCAGAGCCUUCCAGAUCUUCCCAGAAGCCGCCAUGAGCGACGACUCAGACUCCUACCCUGACGAUUUCCUCUACAGGAGGGAACGACUCCCCUCUAUUGUCGUGGAGCCCACGGCGCUCAGUGACUCAGAGAGCGAGAGUGAGAACAGCAACGCCGACCACAGCGAGGCCUCUCUGGACGGAGAGCAGCCUGACGACAGCAGGGCGGAUGAAGGCUCCGUUGCCAGGAAAUCUUCUAUUGGUCCAUCGCAGAGUCAGCUGUCUCUCUCCCGGCUGAACCCGCCGGCCUGUCUCACCCGCCACGAGGCUGCCCCACCUUGUGUGAAGACUUGAACCAGCGUGAGCAAUAAUUGGGAAGGUUGAGUCAAGCAAAGAUGAAGGGAGUCACUAAUAUGGAGCUAAUCUGAUGCUACGUUUAGUUCAGUCAAAUAAUCUGUGGUGGCCUGCUGCACUCUGUGGACUGAAGGUUCAGCAGCAGCAGCAGCAGUAGUCUCUUCUUUUCAGGGUACAUUUCAUUCUAUAGAGACACUACUUUCAUUCCACAGCAAACAAGCAUAUGAUGCAUGACUAUCAGGGCCAGUUUACUAAAGCAUUAAAGCCUGGCCUGAACCCAAAAACUGUCUGUUAUGGCUGUUACCGUAGCAAUGAGAGCUGCAUGAACUGUGUCACGGAAUAACUCAUUCAUCACAUUAGUGGACCAACCAUAUGUGGUACAGCUCUAUUAUUUUCCUAAACGACUACACAGUAUGUUGAGUGAGCAGUUCCGAGGUCUUUGGACCCCGUUUGUGCCAGCAAUGACUCGUGUAAUCUAUCUUGCCAAAUAAAUAAAUAAAUAAAAAAAAGGAAUUUAGAGGAAGUUGGGGGAAGCUACAGCUCAAAAUUAAAACCCUAAUCAACUGUUUCUGGGACUGUUAUCUUACUGUUAUCUUACACACACGCACAUGUCCUCGAUACCUGGCCAGUUUGUGCCACAAUAAAGUUGUUUUUAUUUCCA
Molecule: messenger RNA, 1212 nt
Organism: Solea solea (common sole)
Lineage: Eukaryota; Metazoa; Chordata; Actinopteri; Pleuronectiformes; Soleidae
Product: protein LBH-like
Exons: 4
Coding region: 138-551 (137 amino acids)
Source: RefSeq, a predicted model, not a curated record